Messenger RNA from Tachyglossus aculeatus (Australian echidna), 2122 nucleotides. RefSeq names its product mucin 1, cell surface associated (gene MUC1). The coding region runs from base 1 to 1965 and encodes 654 amino acids. The record is from RefSeq and is a predicted model, not a curated record. The transcript has 7 exons. NCBI's taxonomy places the organism in Eukaryota, Metazoa, Chordata, Mammalia, Monotremata, Tachyglossidae. Gene Ontology annotation, cellular component: apical plasma membrane.
AUGCCACCCCUGCCCAGGCCCUCCCUCCAUCUGCUGCCGCUGCUGCUGCUGGCACUGCUGUCCACAGGUAUGAGCUCGGAAAGCAGGGCGACCGCUGGCUGGAGCACAAAUACGGCACCUGUCGCUUCCUCUGUUUCAGCCCCGGCCUCCGGAACCCCUUCGACUUCAACCGUGGGCCCCGGAAACCCCUCGGCUACAACCGCCGGCUCCAGCGGCCCCUCGGCUACAACUCCCGCCCUCAAAACCUCUCCGGCUCCAACCGUGACCCUUGGAGCCUCCUCGGCUCCAACCGCUGCCCCCUCAAAUCCCUCGGCUCCAACCACCAGCCCCGAAACCUCUCCGGCUCCAACCGUGACCCUUGGAGCCUCCUCGGCUCCAACCGCUGCCCCCUCAAAUCCCUCGGCUCCAACCACCAGCCCCGAAACCUCUCCGGCUCCAACCGUGACCCCUGGAGCCUCCUCGGCUCCAACCGCUGCCCCCUCAAAUCCCUCGGCUCCAACCACCAGCCCCGAAACCUCUCCGGCUCCAACCGUGACCCUUGGAGCCUCCUCGGCUCCAACCGCUGCCCCCUCAAAUCCCUCGGCUCCAACCACCAGCCCCGAAACCUCUCCGGCUCCAACCGUGACCCUUGGAGCCAGCUCGGCUCCAACGAUUGCCCCUUCAAAUCCCUCGGCUCCAACCACCAGCCCCGAAACCUCUCCGGCUCCAACCGUGACCCUUGGAGCCCCCUCGGCUCCAACCGCUGCCCCCUCAAAUCUCUCGGCUCCAACCACCAGCCCCGAAACCUCUCCGGCUCCAACCGUGACCCUUGGAGCCAGCUCGGCUCCAACGAUUGCCCCCUCAAAUCCCUCGGCUCCAACCACCACCCCCGAAACCUCUCCAGCUACAACCAUGACCCCUGGAGCCCCUUCGGCUACCACCGUUGCCCCCGAAACUCCCUCGGCUACAACCACGGGCCCUGAAGCCUCCUCGUCUACAACCACGGGCCCCGGAGCCUCCUCGUCUACAACCACGGGCCCCGGAGCCCCCUCGGCUACAACUGCCGGCCCCAGAACUCCCUCGGUUUCAACCGCGGACCACAGUCGUCCCACCAUGGCUAUCCCAACUACCACAGCCGACCACGGCGGUCCCACCACGGCCGACCACGGCGGUCCCACCACGGCCAACCAGAGCGGUGCCACCUCGGCCACCACGGCCAACCUCACUCGUCCCACCUCGGCCACCACGGCCAACCCCACUCGUCCCACCUCGGCCACCACGGCCAACCACAGCCGUCCCGUCACCCCCACUUCCAGCUCCCCACCCGGCGCCCUCCCAGUCUCCGUUUUCUCUCUCUGCUUCCGCAUCACCAACCGGGUCUUCAGCAAUUCCCUACAGGACCCCCACUCUUCCCACUUCCGGGCGUUGGAGGAGAACAUUUUGGAGCUGUUCCGAGAAGUCUUCAAGGACCUGGGUUUUCUGGGAUACGCACACAUCCGAUUCAGUUCGGGCUCCGUGGUGGUGGACGCGUACCUGCUGUUCGCCCCGGGUCGGGCCACGGCCGAGGAGGUCCAGAAGACUCUUUCCAAGACCGAGAACACGACGGUCCUCGGCUUGAGGAUCUCGGGGGUCAACGUACUGGACUGGAACCCGCCCAGCACAGGGCCCGCGGGCGCUUCCGUGCCCGGGUGGGGCAUCGCCCUGCUGGUCUUGCUCAGCUUCCUGGUCCUCCUUGCCCUCAUCCACCUUGUGUGGCUGGUGACGGCCUGGUGGCGGCGGCGCCGGGGUGGCCGUUUCGACCUCUUCUCCUCCACCCGGGACACGUACCACCCGAUGAGUGAGUACCCGGCCUAUCACACCCACGGGAGCUACCUGGCCCCGGGCACCAAGCCCCGGCCUCACGGGGAGGUCUCUUCGGGCAACGGCGGCGGCGGCGGCGGUGGCAUCUCCUUCACCAACCCGGCAGUCAACUCGGACAGCCUGUAGCGCUCCCCCCCCCCAACCGCCCCUCCCCGAGGCUGUGCCCACCCUGCAGCGGGUACGGUGCCCGCGGAUGCCCGAGGAGCCCGUGCCGGCGCAUGAAGGACCGCGGGCCGGGGACGGGCUGGACCCUCCCGUAAUAAAAACCGCACCCCCUGCCCAC